AUGGCUAACCAAACACGACCCUUCCCGAGGGAUGGACGAUUGAUCUCUCUUAUAUUAGCUUCAAAAGGUAUAGAAGAUACGGAUGAGAGAGUGAUUCAUCAACUGUUGGAUUUCGCUCAUCGCUAUACAGCAGACGUAUUGCAAUCGGCUCAGUCUUUAUCAGACCACGCAUCACGUAGUGGACCAAGCUCCAACAAAAUUGAAAAGGAAGAUGUGGAAUUAGCUAUUCAAUUGAGAAAGAGGUACGAGUUCUUCGAAGCUCCUCCCAGAGAUUAUCUAGCGACUUUAGCGCACGAACUAAACUCUCAACCACUCCCAAUUUUACCCGAAUCAUUCGAUUUAAUCAAACUGCCUCCUCCCCAUCAGAGAUUGGGUGAAGUCAAUUUCGAUAUCGUCCCUGAGCCAGACUUGAACCUCACAGAGAACGAGGAAGAGGACGAAGACGAAGAUGCAAGUGGAUCAGAAGAAGAAGAUCAGGAUCAAGACCAAGAUCAACGAAGUGAUGGUGGGGAUAAACCUAAUGGUGUUGCAGAGGAAGAUGGGGACGAGGAUGAGGAUAUGGAAGAAGUCGGAUUGACAGAUGAGACGCAGCAGCAGCAACAACAGCAGAGAGAAGUGGAUGAAGAUUAUGAUAUAUAG
This is a messenger RNA of Kwoniella botswanensis, 639 nucleotides long. RefSeq lists its product as uncharacterized. Bases 1 to 639 code for a protein of 212 amino acids. The transcript has 4 exons. The record is from RefSeq and is a predicted model, not a curated record. Gene Ontology annotation, cellular component: transcription factor TFIID complex; SAGA complex. Gene Ontology annotation, molecular function: RNA polymerase II general transcription initiation factor activity; transcription coactivator activity; protein heterodimerization activity. Gene Ontology annotation, biological process: RNA polymerase II preinitiation complex assembly; DNA-templated transcription initiation. NCBI's taxonomy places the organism in Eukaryota, Fungi, Basidiomycota, Tremellomycetes, Tremellales, Cryptococcaceae.